AACCAUUGUUGAUUUGAUACUACUUCAAGACUCUUUCACGAGUCCCUCCAGCUGGAUUCACUUGUUACAUCUGUGUGAACUACAAUGACUCGCCAUGGAAAGAACUGCACGGCUGGAGCAGUCUACACAUACCACGAGAAAAAGAAAGAUACAGCGGCCUCUGGCUACGGGACACAGAGUAUUCGACUGGGUAAAGAUGCAAUCAAAGACUUUGACUGCUGCUGCCUGUCCCUGCAGCCCUGCCGGGAUCCUGUGCUGACUCCUGAUGGAUACUUGUAUGAAAAACAGGCCAUUCUUGAAUACAUUCUGCACCAGAAGACAGAAAUUGCCAAAAAAAUGAAGGCAUAUGAGAAGCAGAAGCAAGCACAGAAGAGUAACAGCCAGCUUGAGUCCAAGUCAGAGGAAAGAGAGAGAGUGGAGAAGUUCAAAACCAGGGAGAACAGCAUCGUUUCCAAACCCAUCAACCCAUUCACCUCUGGGCAGAGCAAAGGAAGUGAAAAGAGCAGGACAGACAGCAGCUCAGCAGAAACCUCCAGUGCUGGAACCAGUUCUGCUGCCCAGUCCAGCCAGAGCCUGCCCAGUUUCUGGAUUCCCUGUCUGACACCAGAGGCCAAGCCCACCCUGAUCAAGAAACCAAGUAAGGCUGUGUUAUGUCCCAUGUCAGGACGUCCCAUUAAGAUGAAUGAGUUUAUCACAGUGCGCUUCACCCCACUGGACCCAAGCCUGGACAGAGUGGCCCUGCUCACCCGCCAGGACAGGUAUGUAUGUGCAGUAACCAGAGAUGUCCUUGGCAACAGUGUCCCCUGCACUGUUCUACGACAAUCGGGUAUCGUUGUGACACAGGAGUGUGUAGAGAAAUUGAUCAAGAAGGACAUGAUUGAUCCUGUUACUGGAGACAAACUUUCCGACAAAGACAUCAUACCACUGCAGAGGGGUGGGACUGGCUUCGCUGCUUCUGGGGUUGACCUCCGUGCCAAAGAGGCUCGUCCAGUGAUGCAAGUGUGAGACAACAGAAGAUCUGAGGAUUGCUGUGUUGUCACAAUGAUUCCAUGUUGUAACAGAUUCUUUCACCUAUUUCAAUGCUCUUUGUUUUUUGUUUUUUUUGCCACAGUCCAUAAUCGAUGUUUUGUCAGUCAUGUGAAGUGGUUUCCUCCUGAAUAAAUUGGAAAUGUUAUUUCUCCAUUGUUUUUAAAAGGUGAUGACAUCUUUACUGACUGUGUUUAUAUAAAAGAUCAUUAUUUCUUUCACUCAGCAAAGCAGAGCCUUAUGGACACUGAAUACUGAAGAAGAAAAAAAGUCCAUAAAAAUCAACCUCAACCCUCUAUCAAGAUGCAAACCUGCUGUACCUGAUAGAUUUUGCAUCAUGACUGCGUUCUUUUUAAAGCUCUACAUAAGAGAAUGGUAUGUUUGGAAAAUGUGUUAUGUAUAAAGUACGAAAUAUUGAAAUUGGUUAGAUCUCCAAAAAUAAAACUUUGUAUUUUUAAUUAAAAUAAAAACAAGCCAAUAAGCCACACUGCUGCACUGGGUGAAAUCUUCCUUCAUUCCUAAAGACAGUUGUUAGAGAGGUUCCUUGUAUGUGGGAAUGCAGCUCUAUUUACAGAGCUUUGCUAGCUAGUUGUGCUACCCUAAUGCCACUUCUUGACUUUUUGAGAAAUGCACAAUGUAGCACAAUAUGUAGCAUGCCAAU
This is a messenger RNA of Scomber scombrus (Atlantic mackerel), 1687 nucleotides long. It is a transcript of the gene nosip, whose product is annotated as nitric oxide synthase interacting protein. NCBI's taxonomy places the organism in Eukaryota, Metazoa, Chordata, Actinopteri, Scombriformes, Scombridae. The transcript is spliced from 10 exons. The record is from RefSeq and is a predicted model, not a curated record. Bases 85 to 1005 code for a protein of 306 amino acids. Gene Ontology annotation, cellular component: nucleus. Gene Ontology annotation, molecular function: ubiquitin protein ligase activity.